Choloepus didactylus (southern two-toed sloth) is the source of this 2586-nucleotide messenger RNA. RefSeq names its product SPOC domain-containing protein 1-like. The transcript is spliced from 14 exons. Gene Ontology annotation, biological process: DNA-templated transcription. Lineage: Eukaryota; Metazoa; Chordata; Mammalia; Pilosa; Megalonychidae. The record is from RefSeq and is a predicted model, not a curated record. The coding region runs from base 89 to 2353 and encodes 754 amino acids. Gene Ontology annotation, cellular component: nucleus.
GUAUAAUGCUGGGCAGAAGUGAUAAUAGCAUGAACUCAUGUCUUGUUCUGGAUUUUAAAAGAAAUGUCAUUUCACCGAGGAAGUGGAGAUGCCCUGUGGGGUGAAGCGUGUGUGCUAUCUUGGUUCCGGGGCAGUGAUACAGCUCCUGGGGGCCAUCACCCACAGCCAGGCAGGGGGCCCACAGCUUCCAGAGCUGGAGGCCCUGGAGAACUUGAUGGAGAUCAGCUCAGCCUCACCUGUCCGGAGGCCCAGGAGAAACAAAAGGCCCAGGGCCCGGGACCCUGCUGGGUACCAGGAGGGGAUUCACAUUCAGGAGGUCGGUGCCAAGCAUCAAGGGGUGAGUGGUUCUGCCUGGCCCCACGGCUUCCUCCACUUGGGCCAGGGUCAGGAAGUGUGUGGGGGUGAAGGGGUGACCUGUGAGGCAGUGUCCCCUGGGGCCAGGAGACGCAGCCUCAGCUCCUCACCCCCUUCCCCUCAGGCCCCGCUUCCACAGUGCAGCCCAGAGGAUGCUGAGGAGGAGGGGCCUGGUGAACAAGGGGGGCAGGAGGAAGACGCAGCUCAGCCUCAGCUCCAGCAGGAAAAGCUGCCCCUGAAUAUUGGGGUGCGGGACACUGUGGCCCAAGCCUUGCAGGAGGUGCUGCAGAUGCGACUCCAGGUGCUCCCACACCUGGCGCCGACUGAGGAGGAAGUGGAGGGCAUCGCUGCUGGCAUCGAGGCCGCCCUUUUCCACCUGACGCAAGGCAUCACCUGCCGCUACAAGGCCAAAUACCGCAGCCUGGUGUUCAACCUGCGCAACCCCAGGAACCCGGAUCUCUUCCUCAAAGUGGUGCGUGGAGACGUCACCCCACACAGCCUGGUGCGAAUGAGCUCCAUCCAGCUGGCGCCUCAAGAGCUGGCCCGCUGGCGGGACCAGGAGGAGAAGAGGAGCCUGGAGAUCAUUGAGCAGCAGCAGCGGGAGCUGUGCAGCCCCUUCCCGUCCACCAAACUGACCCACAAGGGCGAGGUUGAGAUCCAGAGGGACACUGACCAGAUACUGACCUUGGAGGACCUGGGGGGCCCCACAGUGUCCCUAGACUGCAGCCCCCUGGCCCUGCCUGCUGCCUCGGAGGACACCACGGAGCAGCAUGAGCACCACUUCCUGGACCCUGACUGCCAGAUCUGCACGGACUGGGAGCCCUUGAGUGAGCAGCCAGGCUCCUUCAAACAUGCCAGGAAGCAAGGGGACAAUGUCUUCCAGGGAUCCCCAAGCCCAGCCCCUGAGUUCUCUCCAACGAUGCCCCCAAACAGGGAGAAGCCACCCACGGAGCCCCAGGACAGGCCCCAGACUCUGGCUGGGCCCACAAAGGCCCUGCCCAGCCAGCCACCCUGGGAGGGGGCUCUAGACAUGUUCUCCAUCAAGCGGUUCCGGGUCAAGGCCCAGCUGGUCUCAGGGCACAACUGUCAGCUCAUCCAGACCCUGCCUGAGGUGAUCCGCUCAGCCGGCUGCAUCUCCCCCAACACUGUCUGGGAACUGUUGGCCAGCAUCUGCCCAGCUGAGGCCAAGGACGUCAGUGUGGUCAGGCUGUGCCCCCAGGGGGCUCGGGACACCCAGAACUGCCGCCUGCUCUACUCCUACCUCAACAAUAAGCAGCGUCACAGCCUGGCCGCUGUGGAACACGUUGGGGUGGUCCUGCUGCCCCUGCCGGCCUUCCAGCCCCUGCCCGCCAGACUGCGCCCUCUUGGGGGCCCAGGCCUGGAGGUCACUCACUCAAGCUUGUUGCUGGCUGUGCUGCUUCCCAAAGCGGGUCUACCAGACACAGCAGGGUCCAGCUCCUGGUUGGGGAAGGUUCGCAAGAUGGUCUCCUUCAACAGGAAAGUGGAGAUGAGAUGCUACCACCCGGAGUCCAGGAGGCAGGAUGUGGCCCUGCAGGACUCCCCUCCACCAGGGGGUUCCCUGCAGGGGAGCCAGGGCAAAAGCAGCCUGACUCCAAGAUGGACUUGUGGUUGGCAGAGGUCCCCCAGAGGCAGGGGGAGAGGGUGGGGAGAGCCUGAGGUCUGGCAGGGCCCUGGGCAAGGGCAGUGGCCCUCAGAGCCGGGCUGGUCCCGGUCCCGGCCACCCUCUUCGGCAGCACCAGCUGGCCAAGGCCCUGGCCGGCACCUCCACAGGACCUCCUGUCCCCACCAAGCCCUGCUCCAGCACCUUGAAUCCUUGGUGACCAUGAGCCACCAGCUCCAAGCCUCAUUGUGGCCCCCAGGCCAGGAGCUCUUGCACUUGCCCUCUGCAGCUGCUUCCCAGCCCCCUGCACCCCCUGGAAUACUUGGCCUCCUCUGCCAGCCCCCUGCAGCUCCAGAGCCCCCUGGUCCGAGCCCCUGACUCUUCUUUGGGUCUGCCAGAUGGGGCUGGCUCUGAGUGCCCCCUCUCCAGAGGGGCUUGACCCUGGUCACUUAACAGAUGAGGGGUUUUUAUCUCCCCUGUGGUGCUGAACCUUGAGCACUUCCAGAGAGAGAGGCAGGGGUGGAAGAAGGGAGGGGUCAGCUCAGCCCACCUGCCCUGUUUGUUUCCUGUUCUGUAGUCUGUUUGGUAUUGAUUUUUGGUUCAAUAAAGAG